Sitodiplosis mosellana (orange wheat blossom midge) is the source of this 1739-nucleotide messenger RNA. Its product is annotated as poly(ADP-ribose) glycohydrolase-like. Gene Ontology annotation, biological process: regulation of DNA repair; carbohydrate metabolic process; nucleotide-sugar metabolic process. Gene Ontology annotation, cellular component: cytoplasm; nucleus. Gene Ontology annotation, molecular function: poly(ADP-ribose) glycohydrolase activity. The coding region runs from base 54 to 1463 and encodes 469 amino acids. The transcript has 6 exons. The record is from RefSeq and is a predicted model, not a curated record. NCBI's taxonomy places the organism in Eukaryota, Metazoa, Arthropoda, Insecta, Diptera, Cecidomyiidae.
AUCCGAAUCAAUUGCUAGAGCCAUCUAUUCCGAGGGACCGGGAUCAUGUUCGAAUGCCGUUCGACCCACACAAUGUAUACAAAACGAACAGUACUCUGAAUUUUCUAGCGAGAUACGUAACCGAUUCUUCACGAUGGGAACUCAUCCAAAAAUCACUGUGGAGGGAACAUUCUAGCAGCAAAAAUCUGGAACAUGCCAUCUUAACAUAUAACCAGGACAUUAAACAUCAGCGAUUCAAAUCAUUGCACGCAUUUUUCGAAAAACUUGAUGAGAACGAAUCCAAAUCAUUUUUCAAUCAAACAUUGCCGGCAAUGAUCGAGCUUGCAUUGCAGUUGCCCGAAAUUAUUAAAAGUACUAUUCCACUGUUGAAGCAAGGUCAAAACCAAUCGAUAUCGUUGAGCCAAAAGCAAAUCGCAUGUUUAUUGGCAAACGCUUUUCUAUGUACAUUUCCGCACCGCAAUGAAUACCGUAGGGGAGAGUAUCGAAGCUAUCCGUCAAUAAAUUUUGGUGAAUUGUAUGCGGCCGAUGGUGAUCAGACGAUCGAGAAGAUAAGAUGUAUCUACAAUUAUUUCCGACGAGUUUGUUCACAGAUGCCCACCGGUGUCGUGACAUUCACGCGGCGCUCAAUACCUGAUGAAGAGCUUCCACAAUGGGAUCAGAUUGAGAAGACCUUUUCCGGCACACAACUGCACGUGACGAACGAUGGUAAGAUUGAGAAUGAUGGUAAAGGUCUGUUGCAGGUUGACUUUGUGAAUAAAUUUGUGGGCGGUGGUACGCUCGGCCGUGGCUGUGUUCAAGAAGAAAUCUUAUUCGUGAUCUAUCCCGAACUGAUAUGCAGUCGAUUGUUUACUGAACGCUUUGGCAACAACGAAUGCAUGAUUAUUGUUGGCUGUGAACGAUUUAACAACUAUGAAGGCUAUGCGUCAACAUUUAAAUGGACUGGCGACUGCAAUGAUGAAACGCCGCUUGAUUUGUGUCGACGCAGAAAGAGUGCAAUUGUUGCAAUUGAUGCCGAAAAUUUUUCAAAUAAAGCGCAACAGUAUCAAAAAGACAUGCUGAAGUGUGAAUUGAAUAAGGCAUUCAUUGGUUUUAAAUACGAUAUGUCGGGUCGAGCUCCAGGUGUGACCACAGGAAAAUGGGGCUGUGAUAUUUUUGGAGGUGAUAAACACCUCAAGUCACUACUUCAGUUGAUGGCAUGCUGCAUUACAGAUCGUCCACUCGUGUAUUACACAUUCGGUGACGAUCAGCUUCGAAGCGACCUGCUAAGGAUCCACGAAUUCUUAGUGAUGCAAGGAGUGCAAAUUGGUGAACUGUUCACAUGUCUAUGCCAUUACAAUGAAAAUGGUGGCGAAGCUGAUUUGUAUCAAUUCAUCAUCGAAUACUUCACCACUCGCUCUGAAUCAGGCAUCAACGAUCAAUCGUUUAUACCACCAUCUGAGGAUUGUGACGAUUUCGGGGAAUAGAAUAUCGAUGAUGACAUUGUAAUUAGUAUCGAUAAUGAAGAGAAAAUGUUAAUUGAAUUCUGAAAUCCAAAUUUUGCCUUACAAAAUUUGAGAUGCAUAUAUAUGACCAAUAAACGGGAAGGGAUAGUAAAAUCUACAUGAUAGGAGCGAGAUUUCAUUGCAUGAGAUGAAAAUAAAUAAAAAAUGAAAAUUGGUGUAUGCUUCGACGAUUUAAUUAUAUUCAGAUUCUGUUUUAAGCAUUAAGUUUUUGAAAUUUCAUUCAUUUUCACAUUCAAG